Molecule: messenger RNA, 2211 nt
Organism: Ectocarpus sp. CCAP 1310/34
Lineage: Eukaryota; Phaeophyceae; Ectocarpales; Ectocarpaceae
Source: the annotation of a GenBank genome assembly
AUGAUCCAUCAGGACCCGACCGUCGAGCUGCGCAAGAGCUGCGACUACUGCGUGCGACUGAAGCGAGCCUGCGACGGAAAGAACCCUUGCUCCCUGUGCGCCCGCCGGCACAAGCCGUGCACCCGCAGCGCGAGGAAGAAGAGCGGCCCGGCGAAGGGCACCAAGUACGCCCCGCGUCGGAAACGGUCCGUGAUCGCGGAGUGGGCGGAUCGCACCGGUGGGGCGGGAGGGCCCCCCCUGCCCCACGAGUUUCAGGGUGGUGGCACCAGCGGGGGAGGCGGCCAGCUGCCACACCACGAUUUUUCCUUGGCGCCAUUCGACGCCGCAGGAAUGAGGGCGGCGGAGAGGACUUACAAUAGCGGCGGCGGGCUGUCGGCGCACGCCGCCGCUGCCGCAGCCGCAGCCGCGGCGGGCGGCAGGUUCGGCGCGGAGGCGUUGUGGGAAGAGGGGGCUCCGCGGCCCGGACAGGGGCGAGGGCGGUGGCCGGGCGAAGAGGGUCACCCGUCGUCGUUGCUGCCUUCGUCCCCUGGGCUCCCGUUCCCGUGGUACGCGUCGCGGCCAUCCCCGCACGGAGAGGCGGAGGGUAGGGGGGGGGAGCGGGGGGGCGGCGGCGGCGGCGGCGGCAUGGGGUUUGCUCCUCCUCCCAUGGGGUACGCGCCGACCACGGCGGAGGAGCUCUCGCGACGGCAGCAGGAGCACGGCUACCACCACCGCGCCUCGUAUUCGAUGUCGUUCUUGGAAGCGGAGGCAGCGGCGGCGGCGGCGGCUGGGCGAAGACCGGGGGCGCCGGCGAUGCGGGAGCCGUACAGGAGGAGGACGCCGGAGCUGCCCCCGGGACACUGGGCGAGUCCGUCGGAUCCUUUCCUCAGGUCGCCGCAGCAGGGAGAAGCGGCCCUGGCGCAGGGCAAGCGGGUCCGGCUGUCACCCCCGACCUUCGGUUCGGGUGCGGCCGGCGGAAGCGGCGGUGGCAGCCGCCCCGUGAUGAGGCCGGGCGCCGACUAUUACCCUUCGCCCGCAACGUCGCCUCGGGCCAGCGAAAUGGCCGGUCGGCCCCACGAGCGGCCAAGGGAACUAGACCCGGAGUCCAGCGUCCUCUCCCUGCCCCCCCCAAGGGAACCUCCCGAUCCGACGGCCGGGUUCUCGUUCCACCCGGCUGCCAAUCGCCCGUCCUGGAGGCGGGGUUCUACCUGGGAAUCGGGUUCCCCCGGUGGCGGUGGCGGCGACGGCAGGCCGGUCGACCGCAACGACCCCAGGGCGUACCACCAGUACCCGCCGCCGCAGCUCGGAUCGUUCGAGUCCUCGGAUCGAGCUCCGUCGUCGUCGUCGUGGAGCAGCCCGGGAGGCGGAGGUGGCGGAGGUGGCGGCGGUGGCGGCCGUGGCCGCGGCGCGUCUCUGGGAGGAGACCGAAGGUACCGCAACUUCGAUCGAGAAGCCGGGGAAGACGGGCAGGGUCGGGGGCGGGGCGUGGUGGAGUGGCCCCUCCCCCACGGCGGAGGAGCUGGAGGUGGAGGGGGGGGCGACCCUUACCACGAGCAGGUGGAGCUGCCGCCCCCGCCGCACGGGUUCGACCGCCAUCUUCCCCUGGAGAGGCCGCUGAUGGGCGGGGGCAGGCAAGGAGAAGGAAAGCACGACAUGCUCCUGGGUGCUCCUUCGCCCCCACGCGACAAGCAGGGAUACGCCGCGCGCGGCGGGGUCGGCGGCGGCGCAGACGGCGGUGCGUACGAGUAUCCCUCUGGGCGACCACGCUGGGCCGGCGGCGGAGGUGACCAAAUGGGAUUGCCCGGCCGUGGAAGUCGUGACCAUCGUGACUUUGAGCAGGAGCAGCAGCAAGUGGAGCGCGGGAGGCAAGACUGGGACGGGGGCCGCAGAGGGUUCUGGCCCCAGGGGUCAUUGCGCGGAGGGGUAGGCGACGGCGGCAGCGGUAGGGGCGGUGCGGCGGUCCCCUUCCAAUGGGAGAGAGAGCGUGUGGAGGAGGGCCGUCGGCAUCAUCCCGCGGAGGAGGAAGGCGGUGGAGUUGCUCUCCCUUCCUCCUCCCCUCGCGCCAUGCACACCGGUUCCUCGUCGUCCCCCUCCUACCAGCUGCAAGAGCAGCAGCAGCAGCAGCAGCAGCAGCAACGUGGGGGCGAGAGGGAAGAGUCACCCGUUCCUGGGCGAGAUGGAGGGGAAGAGGACCGGAAGUCGGAUGUUGGGCGGCACCAGGCUGACGAGUAG